This is a messenger RNA of Trametes versicolor FP-101664 SS1, 460 nucleotides long. RefSeq lists its product as uncharacterized. The transcript has 4 exons. NCBI's taxonomy places the organism in Eukaryota, Fungi, Basidiomycota, Agaricomycetes, Polyporales, Polyporaceae. The record is from RefSeq and is a predicted model, not a curated record. The annotation marks the transcript as partial.
AGGACGAGGAGCGGUAUCCGCUCGUCGAGUUCCGUACGUCGCAGGGGACGGAGAUUGUGCUCGUCGUCCGGGACGAGUUCCGCGUCGAGGAUAACGAAGGCAAGCUGCUUGCGCGGCGCGUGCAGGUGCCGCUCGUGUUGGCUUGGGCGAUGUCCAUCCACAAGAGCCAGGGUCAGACGAUCCAGCACGUCAAGAUCGAUCUGCGCAGCGUAUUCGAGAAAGGUCAGAGCUACGUCGCGCUAUCGCGCGCAGCGUCUUUAGAUGGGCUACAAGUACUAGGAUUCGAUCCCAAGAAGGUAAAGGCACAUCCUAAGGUCAUCGAGUGGAACACGACGUUAGAGACGCAUGCCGGCACGGACGCGACGUGACACUGGCAGAUGCUUCCGGUGAUAGGACACUACUUACUACGUGGAGCCCCCUUAUAGUCAAUAAUGUACAGGUAAUUCUGUAGCAUAGGAUC